Molecule: messenger RNA, 2544 nt
Organism: Monoraphidium neglectum
Lineage: Eukaryota; Viridiplantae; Chlorophyta; Chlorophyceae; Sphaeropleales; Selenastraceae
Product: plastid ribosomal protein S5
Exons: 9
Coding region: 1-2544 (847 amino acids)
Biological process (GO): translation
Cellular component (GO): ribosome
Molecular function (GO): RNA binding; acyltransferase activity, transferring groups other than amino-acyl groups; structural constituent of ribosome
Source: RefSeq, a predicted model, not a curated record
AUGUGCAGCUGGGCACGCCGCGGCAACUCAUAUGAGGCGUCUGACGUGCAGGCGGCCCUGGACUACUACAGCGGCGGCGCGGGCGACAUGCCCUACGAGGCCGACUUUGCCGUGAACCGCUUUGGCACCGAGGACGCCGCCUUCUUCGACGACAUCGACAACAACGAGGGCUACGCCGCCAGCGAGUACCUCUCCGUCGGUAUCGAGGAGGCGGCCCCCAAGACCAAGCAGCGCGGCGCGCGCGACGAGGACGAGGCUUUCGAGGAGGCGGUGGAGGAGUUUGACCAGGAGCGCGCCGCCAGCGCCGCGUUUGAGGGCGUGGAGGUGCUGGAUGAGGACCUGCUGGACGACGUCGACGCCGCGGACGCACCCUGGUCCUGGGACGCGGGCGUCGCCGCCGCCGCGCCAGCCGCCGCGGCGGGCGCUGGGGGCGACGCUGAGGAGGACUCCAUCCUGGCCCAGCUGGCUGCGAUCGACUUUGAGGCCCUGAAGGACGAGGACGUGGAGCAGCGCGAGCUGGCCAGCAUGGUGGUUGACGCUCUGGGUGAUGACCUGGACCUGGUGGCGCUGGCCGACAGCGAGGGCGAGGUGGCCGCGGGCCAGGAGCUCAGCCAGGCCGAGGAGGCCCAGGUGGACGAGGUGCUGGCGCUGGACGCCGCCGAGCCCACCCCCGAGCUGGACCCGGCCGUCGCCGCCGCCCUGGCGGAGCUGGAGGGCGAGGAGCAGGCCGCGGCUGACGCGCCGCUGCCGGCCGCUGACGUGGAGGCCUACCUGGCCGCGCUGCGCGCCAUCGACCCCGCGACCGCCGGCGGCAGCGCGGCCGCGCUCGGCGAGGACGUGCGCAAGGAGGCGGUCACCGUGCCCGAGGGCGAGGCGGCGCCGCUGCCCGACCUGUCGUACCCCGAGCUGCCCGCGGACGUGCUGGCCUCCGACGCGUCGCUGUUCCAGUCGGCGCUGGCUGCCGGCGACGACGCCGAGACUGACGCGGUGCUGGCGGCGUUCAGCGCUGAGCUGGCGGAGCUGGAGGCCAUCCAGGUGGCCGACUACAACAACCCCCUGGGCAGUGCCGCCAUGUUCCCCGAGGAGGCUGACCUGGAGACCUACGAGUCCAUCCUGGACGCCACCGCGGAGUACAUGGCCGCCACCGGGGACGAGACCACUGGCGAGCUGUUUGAGGACGGCGCCGACGACGACGCGGCCAUCAACCCCUACGACGACCUGGACGCGUCACUGGUGGCGCGCGGCCCCCUGGUGGAGCUGGAGGAGGACGACAGCAACUUCCAGGAGCGCAUCCUGGAGCUGACGCGCGUGACCAAGGUGGUCAAGGGCGGCAAGAUCAUGGGCUUCAGGGCCGUGGUCGUGGUGGGCGAUGGCGCGGGCCGCGUGGGCGUGGGCUGCCAGUCCGGCCGCGAGGUGCAGACCGCCGUCAAGCGCAGCCUCGUGGACGCGAAGAAGAACCUCGUGCGCGUGCCGCUGGUGGGCGCCGGCACGCUGCCGCACAAGACCGAGGCCUGCGCUGCGAGCUUCUUGUCAGCGCCGCCGGGCGGCGCAGGCGCCGAUGUGGUAUCGUUCAACUGGGCCGAUAAGGGGCACAGGGCGACGACGGUGGCGGCAAUGGAGACACUUGUGGCGGCCAUGGCUGAGGACCCCGUCAACGCUUUCUUUCUGGGGGGCCGGCGGCAGGAGAAGUUUGCGCGCAAGGAGAUCAAGGGGUAUCUGAAGGCUCUGCCCAGGGCAGCCCACUUCAUCGCGACACGCGACGCCGCCGCGGUGGCGCUAUGGCAGCUGCUGCCUGAGGAGACACCGCGCAACGAGCUCCUGGCCGGCUGGACCAGGAUCUUCCGCGUUCCGCUGCGCCUGUGGCCGGCGCUGAUCGCGCUGGAGCUGCGCUACGAGGCAGCCCACGCGCGCGAGGCCGCCACCGCCCCCAGCGGCGCCUACUACUACCUCUCGUUCAUCGGCACCGCGCCCGCCGCGCGCGGCAAGGGCUACGCGUCGGUCCUAAUGCGCUGCAUCACGGCGCGCGCCGACGCAGAGGGGCGCAUGUGCCUGCUGGAGGCGACCAGCGAGAAGAGCCGGGGGCUGUACGAGCGCCACGGGUUUGCCGCCUACGAGGCGUACAGGGUGACACCCCAGGCGCCCCCGGUGUUUUUCAUGCGCCGAGACCCGCGAGCAGCAGCACCCGCCGCAGCCGGCGUGCAUGCGACCGCGGUGGGGGCGGCGCCAGGCACUGCGGGAGACGCCCUCGCCGCGGGUGAGGCGGGCAAGCUGGCGGCGGCGGUCGCCGCCAAGACGGCGGCUGCGGCGGGAUCCGAGAGCGGCGGCGGCGAGGGCAAGGACGGCGGGUUGAUCGCCGCUGUGGUGGUGGUGGUGACGGCUGGAGAGGGGGAGCAGGCUGGCAGAGACCGGGCGGCCAGCGUCGCCAGCAGCGGCAGCAGGAGCAGCGCAGAGAGCAGUAGCAGCAACAGCAGCGGCGGCACGCGGGCCGAUCAAGACGCGCACGCAGAGCAGCCUGCAAGGACCGAGGCGGCGCCCUCACCAUAG